Messenger RNA from Salvelinus namaycush (lake trout), 2889 nucleotides. Its product is annotated as vascular endothelial growth factor A-A-like. The record is from RefSeq and is a predicted model, not a curated record. Gene Ontology annotation, cellular component: membrane. The coding region runs from base 725 to 1324 and encodes 199 amino acids. Gene Ontology annotation, biological process: induction of positive chemotaxis; positive regulation of protein phosphorylation; positive regulation of angiogenesis. The transcript has 8 exons. NCBI's taxonomy places the organism in Eukaryota, Metazoa, Chordata, Actinopteri, Salmoniformes, Salmonidae. Gene Ontology annotation, molecular function: growth factor activity; heparin binding; chemoattractant activity.
CUGACGAUCAGAGAACAGUAAACGCGCUACACGAGCGAGAAACAGAGGUGUAUGACAAGAUCUCCCUAUUCUGCGCCUGGACGUCCAAACCCAAAGUCAUAGUAAAAUACAAAGGAAAGGGGAGACCGUUUCAGUGCGUUUCAAGGAGGAUUGCUAACGGAUCACUUUGCAUAGGCAAACGCUCACACUCACUACUGUGGUCGAUGUUGUUAUAACUCAUCCGCCACUUUCACACAGUGGAGGCAUUGCGUUAAGUUGCUUUCAGAAGUUGGUGAAAGUUUUCAUCCUGGUGAGCAGAUAAUAGGACGGAGAUGUUCAGUCCAUUAUGGGGUUUCUAAUGUGGAUGUAGAAUAGAAAUCUUGGAAGAGUCUCCGGAUGACCGACGCAUUUUGGAUGUUACCAUUCUUUGGGGCUAUUCUCUGAGAUUCCUUAGAGGCGGUUGCAAUACAAAAAAAAAGAAAAAGGAUUCCUCUCAGGUGGCACGUCUGCUAUGUUUGGAUGGAUUUGAUUUUACUAUAACCAAGUUAUCAAGAAAUUUUAGAAUUUUUUUUUUUGUGUGUUUUUUCUUUAUUAUUGUGUCUGAUCCAAACGACACCUGAAAUUUUUGUACAACUGUACCACUCACCCUCGGAAUUACAAUCAUGAACAUUGGCAGUUUUGUACAAUUAUUAUUUGCAGCGCUGCUUCAGCUUCAUUUUUAUGCAGUUAAGGCUAGUCUACUGUAAUGAAAAGCAAAGUCCAGACGUCCUGUCUAUUGAGAGCGCAAGGAGAGUGCAAACCUGUUGGCCCCGAACCGAAUAGCCUAGCUGGGUCGCAGAAGACAGCCCACAUACCCAAGGACGGGGAGAAGAGUGAAAAUGAUGUGGUCCCGUUCAUGGACGUGUAUAACAAGAGCAUGUGUCGGACACGGGAGAUGCUGGUGGACAUCUUCCAGGAGUAUCCAGAUGAGAUUGAGCACACCUACAUCCCCUCGUGCGUGGUGCUCAUGCGCUGCGCCGGAUGCUGCAACGACGAGGCGCUCGAGUGUGUCCCCACGGAAACAAAAAACGUUACCAUGGAGGUAAUACAAGUGAAACAGAGAGUAUCGCAACAUCAUUUUCUGUUAAGUUUCACAGAACAUCGAAAGUGUGAAUGCAGACCAAAGCCAGAAGUUAAAGCAAAGAAAGAGAACCACUGUGAGCCUUGCUCAGAGAGAAGAAAGCGCUUGUUUGUGCAGGACCCUCUCACCUGUAAAUGCUCCUGCAAAUUCACACAAUUAGACUGCAAGUCCAGACGACUUGAGUUAAACGAAAGAGCUUGCAGAUGUGACAAACCAAGGAGAUGAGAUGAGGAGAGGGGGGACAAUAAAAUGAAGGAAUAUUUUCUUGGCACAGCACUUUGAAACCUGAGGACGCAUUCCCUGGAUGGACUGAAAAUUACAAUGAAAGAACAAGCAAGAGCGAACGAUGGAGAGAGACUGAGAUGGCAACAUGCCGUUGUAUUUCUAAUAUAUAUAUAUAUUCUAAAAUGACAUUGUGUACUGCUGCUAUAAAAAAAACGAGACAUUAUAAAGUGAACGAAUGCGCCACUGUCUGGCGUGUGAAUUGGACAAAUGUUUAGUUGCCAGGGUGUUUGGGCCUUCGCGUGGAUAGGACUGGGAGUUUUUUGUCAUUUUAUUUUAUGUAACACUUCACUGGAUGUUGGUCUGCUGUGGAUAUGAGUAUCUUAAAUAUAUCUAUAUAUAAAAAAAAAACGAAGAGAAAUCGUGACCAUAACUUCACUGAGAGGUGCAACGGGAACAUGUUUCUCCUCAGACCUCUGAAGGUCUAGAGAACUGUGAGAAAGCAGAACUACUUCCUCUACGGGGUUAUGUUUUUGUCACCGCUGUAUCUACUGAUACCAGAUAGGACUCGGUGUGCGAAUAAUUCUAAAGGGAUAUUAAACGUAGGUAUGUAUGGAGACAAUACUGAACGCGAUUCCGUCUUCCGCUUAGGAACAGUGGCAUUCAACUCGCCACUUUCAAAAUCGAUAAUCUCUAUUUGCUUUGUUUGUCUUCAUUUGUUUUCCAAAGAUAUAAUUGCACACACACACAUUAAAGCAUAGUCCGUUAUAGAAAGAAAAAAGCGAUCUGUAUAUACUUACCUAAUAUCCCUUUGUCUAGUACAGUACAUCUAAUUUAUAAUGCUAGAAUAUUUUCAGUAUUCUGUGCAUUUAAUUUAUAUAUUUAUAUUCAGUGUUAUGGUUGAUAUUGAUUUUACUUCUUCACCUGGCAAUGUUAUCACCAAUCUGUUUGGCCAUGGAAAUCUGUAGACGUAUUUCUUUUAAAAAAAGAAGCGAAAGAUAAACUUCAACAUUCCUGAAAAUGAGAUACUGUAUGUUUUGUUGGGCUAGAGAGGCUGGUAGCAUGUGUCUUGACUUUGUUACAAACAAACCCUGCCACAAAUGUGUUUGUGAAAAGAUGCACAGCCAACGUAGCAGUUUCAGGCGGGACAUGUGUUUUUUGCACUUGAGUGCCCGAAGACACGUCAUGAGGAGGACUGAGGGCGUCUCCCUGACCUUGGUCAGCUUGGGAGAACUCCACACUGAGAGACCGAGACUCUGGCCAGCCCACUUUAGCCAGAACAGGACUUGGCCUAGUGGGGCCUAACCAGGAGCAUUAGGAGACGAUGCUCUCUGCCCUUUGAUGAAAAAAGAAACAUUCUAUUUGUAUUUGCGUGUCAGAAAUGCUUUUUUUGUUUGUUGUAUCAUGUACAGACACAUUUUUAGUAUAUUUUCACAUUAAUAUAUUUAUUGGUGCUGUAAAAUGAUCAGUUUUACAAUAGUAACAUAUUUUUUUGUUUUUAGUGUAACUAUUAACUAUAUUUAUUUAGAAAAUAUAUUGUUUUUUAUUAAACAGAAAAUGCAGUUCUC